GUAACUGUCCGCCUUCUAUUUUAAGAUUUCUCCGUUUUAUAUAGUUAGUGGCGAUUUUCGCGUUCGGGUGAUUUCCACAUUUAUGUCAGUUACGGUUUGGAUAAGGUAACGGCCAGCUUGCAACCAGGAUGUCGGACGAAUUAGAUAAAGACCAGAUAGCCCUUCUUAAGAAGGCUUUCGACACCUUCGAUGUCGAGAAAAAAGGCAGCAUCGGUACUCAGAUGGUCAGGACAAUCUUCACCAUGUUAGGUAUCACCACAACAGAACAGAUUUUGAAUGAAAUCAUCGCUGAAGUUGAUACCGACGGAUCUGGUGAGCUGGAAUUUGAAGAAUUCGUAACUCUGGCUGCCAAAUUCAUGGUUGAAGAAGACGCAGAAGCUAUGCAACAUGAACUUAAAGAAGCUUUCCGUCUCUAUGACAAAGAAGGUAACGGUUACAUUUCCACAAAAACGCUGAAAGAAAUCCUGAAAGAACUUGAUGAUAAACUCACCAGUGAUGAACUGGACAUGAUCAUCGCUGAAAUUGAUACAGACGGAUCUGGAACAGUAGAUUUUGAUGAAUUCAUGGAAGUAAUGACCGGUGGUGAUGACUAAAAAUUUCCGAAACAACAUCAAUUUUCGGGAAA
Sitophilus oryzae (rice weevil) is the source of this 625-nucleotide messenger RNA. RefSeq names its product troponin C, isoallergen Bla g 6.0201-like. Gene Ontology annotation, molecular function: enzyme regulator activity; calcium ion binding. Bases 129 to 593 code for a protein of 154 amino acids. The record is from RefSeq and is a predicted model, not a curated record. The transcript has 6 exons. NCBI's taxonomy places the organism in Eukaryota, Metazoa, Arthropoda, Insecta, Coleoptera, Curculionidae.